Messenger RNA from Cucumis sativus (cucumber), 1096 nucleotides. Its product is annotated as protein GLUTELIN PRECURSOR ACCUMULATION 3-like. The transcript has 7 exons. The coding region runs from base 331 to 750 and encodes 139 amino acids. NCBI's taxonomy places the organism in Eukaryota, Viridiplantae, Streptophyta, Magnoliopsida, Cucurbitales, Cucurbitaceae. The record is from RefSeq and is a predicted model, not a curated record.
GUUGCCUACUGGAAAUGAAGCUCCUUCAGCACGAGCAUACCAUUCAAUGAACUGUAUUGGAUCACGUCAUUUGUUAUUUGGUGGUUUUGAUGGGAAAUCGACCUUUGGUGAUUUGUGGUGGUUAGUUACUGAAGAGGACCCCAUUGUAAAGAGGUUGUUUUCCACAUCAUCCAACGAUCUCCCUCAAAAUAAGACUUGACAUCAUUGAGCAAAGAUUCCAAUUCUGCACACGAGGAUUCUCACGAGAGGCAUAAUGCAGUAGUAGAGUUGGGAAAGAGUUUGGGGAUUACCAUCUCAUUCUCAAAUCCGGGUCUUCCAGUUGUAGACGAGAUGGAUGAUAAAGAGUUCCUUAAUUUAGCAUACAGUUUAAGUGAAGUUAAACCUUCUAUCUCUGGACGUGCUACGCAUAUUGAGGCCAUCGAGGCACUACGGAGCCAUUGGAGGAAUUCUAAUCCUAGGUUAAUUCCACUGAAAGAGCUUGGGCCAUUACUUCGUGAUUACCAGCGCUUGAUCACUCAUAAUUAUUUUGCAAACGAUGGGCCUCGGUCAGAAUUCAUUAGUACCAGUCUUCCUGGAAAGGAUGCAUAUCAAUUCUACCAUAUUAAUGACUUCCGUCAGUUACGUAUGGACGAUAUCCCUAAGCUUUUGGCAGAGUACAAAAGCUUCGUCUACCUGACUGAUGGUUUCUCUAACGUAUUUUCUCCUCGGAAAGCAAGCCUAUUUCUUCUUUAUACAUGUUUGCUUUGGUGAUAUUGAUCGGUCUGGUUGUGGGCUUUUAGAUGGCCAGAGCUUUUCACCUUUUGCUUUUGCUUUAAAACUUUCUUUCCAAUGCACUCUCUCUGUAACUACAGGUUUUUUUUUCUUGGAAAAUGUUUGAAAGGGAUUACACAUAUGAAAUACCCUGAGAAUGUCUGAAUAUUUCUUCCCUUUUUAAAUUUGUUUUAGAGGGAUGUCAGUGGGCAAUUAUAUCUCUAGAAAAAGGAGAAAUUUAGCCAAAUUUAAAUUUCUAUCACAAAUUACCAUAUUGUUUGCUCAAUACAUUAAUUAAUUGUUUUUUUUCUCUCUAUCUCAAACAAAAGUUGGAGAUUUGAAGCUA